This is a messenger RNA of Paramecium primaurelia, 155 nucleotides long. The record is from the annotation of a GenBank genome assembly. NCBI's taxonomy places the organism in Eukaryota, Ciliophora, Oligohymenophorea, Peniculida, Parameciidae.
UAAUAAAAUGAAAGGGAAAAAACAAGAUCGAUAUAAGUACAUAAGAUUUGAUUUUAAGUGCUGAUCCUGUGACAGAAGAUUAUUAAGAAAAUGAGAUUGGAUUAAUUGAAGUAUUUGAAAAACAUUUAGAGUUUGAAAAGUAAUAUGGAGAUUGA